Messenger RNA from Plasmodium gaboni, 1599 nucleotides. Its product is annotated as putative 5'-3' exonuclease, N-terminal resolvase-like domain. Lineage: Eukaryota; Apicomplexa; Aconoidasida; Haemosporida; Plasmodiidae. The record is from RefSeq and is a predicted model, not a curated record. Bases 1 to 1599 code for a protein of 532 amino acids. Gene Ontology annotation, biological process: DNA replication, Okazaki fragment processing. Gene Ontology annotation, molecular function: 5'-flap endonuclease activity; DNA binding. The transcript has a single exon.
AUGAAUAAAAGUAUUUAUAUAAUACUUCUUUGUGUGAAAUAUUUUCUAAUAUAUAGUAAAGCAUAUAAAAAAAAAAAUAAUAAUGAUGUUAUAAAUAUUCAAAGAACGAAAAAAAAUGAUUUAUUUUUUAUAAAAUCAUCUGUAAAAGAUUUAGGUGCAAGUAAAUUUAUACAUACAAGAAAAAGUGUUAACAAAAGAUAUAUUCAGGAUAAUGAGUAUAUAAAAGAAAUAGAUAAUGAUAUAGAAAAAAAAAAAAAAAAAACUACAUCUAAACGUAACAAUAAAAGUAGUAAACAAAAUAAUGAUGAUUAUGAAACGUUUUUAAUAGUUGAUGGAUCAUCUAUAUUAUUUAAAAAUUUUUUUGGUAUGCCAUUUUUAAAAAAUGAUAAUGAUGUAAAUUUAAGUACUAUAUAUGGAUUUAUACAAUCAUUAAAUAAAAUAUAUAAUUUAUUUUUACCCACAUAUAUAGCUAUCGUAUUUGAUUCUAAGACAUCUAAUAAUGAUAAGAAAAAAAUAUAUGCAAAUUAUAAAAUAUUUAGACGGAAAAACCCUGAUGAAUUAUAUGAACAACUAAAAAUUGUAAGUAACUUUUGUGAUACUAUAGGAAUUAAAACUAUUAGCUCAACCAAUAUUGAGAGUGAUAAUUAUAUAGCACAAAUUGUUGAUAAUAUUAAUAAUACAUUAAAAGAAAAAAAACAAAACGAUAGUUCCUUGGCCAACGAUCACAAAGAAAAAGAACCUCCUGCAAUGUAUACCUAUAUGAAAAAUGAUAUAUAUGAUAAUUUAGAGAGUAAUGGAACGAAUAAUACAUUUAAUAAGGAGACCAAUAAUAUAAAUGAUAACACAAAUGAUAACAACAUGAAUGACAAUGAACACCAUAAUAUUAAUGAUGAUAUGCAUUAUAAUAUUGAUGACAAUGAAUUCCAUAACAUGAAUGAUGAUAUUCCUUAUGACCUAAACGAUGAUGAUCACUAUAACAUAAAUGACGAUGUAUAUAAUAAUUUUUAUGAUAAUAUAUAUGCUGAAGAAAAUGUAUCAUACCAUGAAAAUAUUUUAACAAAUAAUAUAGAUAAAAACAAAAAAUUUCGAGUUAUUGUUGUUUCAAGUGAUAAGGAUCUAUUACAAUUAUUAGAAUAUAAUAAUGAGACAUAUAAUAUGGAUAUAUCCAUAUGUCAACCAAAUAAAAAAUAUCGUUUAGUAAAUGCAAAUUUAUUUUAUGAAGAACAUGAAAUAUUACCCUCUCAAUAUAGUGAUUAUUUAAUUCUAGCAGGAGAUAAAACAGAUGGGAUAUCAGGAGUACCUUAUAUAGGGGACAAAACUAGUAAAUGCUUAUUAAAAGAAUAUCAUAAUAUUGAAAACAUAUUAAAAAAUUUACAUAAACUUCCUAGUAAAUUACAUCAUAUAUUUCUUAAUAAUAUAGACAAUAUUAAUACAUUUAGAAAACUUAUAAAACUAAAAUGUGAAACUAAUCAAUCUUUGGUUUUUGAUGAUUAUAAACAAAAAAGAAUAAAAAAUUUUGAGCAAUUCAGAAAUUUCGCUGAUAAGUAUUCCUUACAUAAGUUGUUAAAAAAAAGUGUUAUAGUUAAUUAUCAUGAUUAA